Solea senegalensis (Senegalese sole) is the source of this 811-nucleotide messenger RNA. Its product is annotated as T-cell acute lymphocytic leukemia protein 1 homolog. The record is from RefSeq and is a predicted model, not a curated record. Gene Ontology annotation, biological process: regulation of transcription by RNA polymerase II. Bases 81 to 476 code for a protein of 131 amino acids. Gene Ontology annotation, molecular function: protein dimerization activity; RNA polymerase II cis-regulatory region sequence-specific DNA binding; DNA-binding transcription factor activity, RNA polymerase II-specific. The transcript has 2 exons. Lineage: Eukaryota; Metazoa; Chordata; Actinopteri; Pleuronectiformes; Soleidae.
UGAGGACACACCGUCUCUGUGAGGACACACCGUCUCUGUGAGGACACAUCGUCACUGUGAGGACAGUCAGGACGUCCACAAUGUCUCCAUAUGAGUCUGACAUGAAGGACCAGACAUCAGGUUGUGGGUGGAGUGUCGGGAGGCGGAGCUUCACCAACAGUCGUGAGCGUUGGCGGCAGCAGAAUGUUAACGGAGCGUUCACUGAGCUGCGCAGGCUCCUCCCCACUCACCCCCCCGACAGAAAGCUGAGUAAGAAUGACAUCCUACGCCGCGCCCUCAGAUACAUCCACUUCCUGGACCGACUGCUGGACGAGCAGAACCUCGGGAAGGUUCCCCAGGUCCGACUGGAGAGUCUGGAGCAGGAGCACAGACUGCAGGGGGCGCUGUCUUCACCAAACUAUAGUUGUGAGAGUUCAGAGGAGCAGGAGAGCGGAGGAGACGCUUACCUGAGGUGUCUUCACGUGGAGACGAGCUGAGGACAAGGUUGUCUACAGACUUAUCACACACAGUUGUGUAACUGUUGUUGUUGUUGUUGUUGUUGACAGAACCUCAUGUGCUUUCUUUAAUGUUAAAGGAACAGUUUUGUAGAAAAACCUGUGGUUUGUUUAAAUGAAUCUGUAAAAUUCAGAAAAAUUCAACAUUAACUCUUUAAAGGAACAAUUCAGUUUUUUGAAGAGUAUGAAGUACUGACACAUUGUCGGAACUGACUGUGCUGUGAGCGCCCCCUGCUGCUGAUAACCAGAGACUCAGUUUAGGUCUCUGAUAUCUACGUCACAUGUUCACGUCUUUAUAUCACUGUUUGACGGACUUU